Molecule: messenger RNA, 1440 nt
Organism: Coffea eugenioides
Lineage: Eukaryota; Viridiplantae; Streptophyta; Magnoliopsida; Gentianales; Rubiaceae
Product: protein N-terminal and lysine N-methyltransferase efm7
Exons: 8
Coding region: 130-870 (246 amino acids)
Source: RefSeq, a predicted model, not a curated record
GUGAAAACUAACGAGAAAUAGCCAAGAGCAGUAGGUCAUCGUCGGCGCCGCUCUGUAGUAGUAUUGGCAUCUUCUUCAGCCCGCUUGUCGCAGUUCUCACAAAACUAGUCGCAGUAGCCUGGAAAAGAAAUGGAUAUUGCUUUAUUUUCUCCGGCUUCUCUUUUCGCUGAUCCCGACGGCGAUUCCAAUGAUGAGGAAACUAAAGAAUCCCAUCAAAAUUUCGUGGAGAGAAAGCACCAAUUCCCUGGAAUGGAAUUGAUCAUUCGGGAGUUUUCGUUUCACCAGCUGAAUGCUAAUUUGUUGUGGCCUGGAACGUUUGCAUUUGCAGAAUGGUUAGUUCAGAACAGAUCAUGGAUGGCAGGACGGCGUGUAAUUGAGCUGGGAAGUGGAACCGGAGCCUUGGCAAUCUUCUUGCAUAAAUCAUUUAACCUCGAUAUUACAACGUCAGAUUAUGAUGAUCCUGAUAUUGAAGACAACAUAGCUCAUAAUUGCAGAUUCAAUGGGAUUAUUCCUGUACUUCCUCACAUAAAGCAUUCAUGGGGUGAAAUUUUCCCCAUAACCAAUCCAGACUGGAACCUGGUAAUUGCUAGUGAUAUCUUAUUGUAUGUGAAGCAAUAUCCAAACUUAAUAAAAACUCUCUCCUUCCUUUUGAAAUCCUACAAGCCACAAGCUAGUGAAGAAGUUUCUCAAAAAAGUCAAUCAAAUGAUGCAUGCCUGCUCCCCCGACCUGCAUUUUUGAUGAGCUGGAGGCGCAGAAUUCGGAAGGAGGACGAGUCACUCUUCUUCAAUGGAUGUGAUGAAGCUGGUCUUGAAGUACAGCAUCUAGGAACCCGCGUGUACUGCAUUGUACCUAGAGAAGUAAACUGUUGAUGAAAUUGCUGAAACACAGAGGAACGCAUGGAGAUGGGAGGAGUUCUGGGACUACAAGAAAGAAAAAUGGCUGAUGCCAACUGAUUCCUGAAUCUGAAGAUCCGUGAGGAUGCGAAUGAACAAGAGUUCUUGGACCCGAAUGAAAAUAGGCCCACUUGUUUUUGCUCUGAACGUCCGUGCGUAAACGUACUGUGUACGUACAUAUGGCAGCAGCCUCAAUUUGCGCCGACCACAAAAAAGACACGUUCCAACAAAGCCCGGGUGGAGAAAUGCUAGGACCGAUUAACUAAGCAAAUCUGUUGUAGAGCUGUGGUCAGAAGAUUUCGAUGAUGAUGACCUGAAUUAAGCUUAUAUUAGAUACCAUGGCCAUAAUAUUUCUUGCAGGCAAAUGAGGAAAAAGCAUAAUAGAUCACACAAAUAGAUAUGUCAAUGAGUCGGAUCUUAUUUAAAUUCAAUAUAUUUAGGUAGGAUUUGAGUUUAAUUUAUUAAACUUAAAUCCUGUUUAGAUCCAAACUCAGACACUAUAAAAGAGUCAUGGAUCUGGAUUUAGAUAGGGAUUGAUUUUCUACG